Molecule: messenger RNA, 3396 nt
Organism: Sporisorium graminicola
Lineage: Eukaryota; Fungi; Basidiomycota; Ustilaginomycetes; Ustilaginales; Ustilaginaceae
Exons: 1
Coding region: 1-3396 (1131 amino acids)
Cellular component (GO): plasma membrane
Molecular function (GO): calcium-activated cation channel activity
Source: RefSeq, a predicted model, not a curated record
AUGUCGCAAACCUCAAAGGUGCCCAACCUGGUGACCAGGGCGCGCGAAAGCAACGGUGUCGUGCCGUCGGCCCUCAUCGAGCAGCUCAACGCCAACGGCAACACCGACCUUAAAAAAGUCUGGUUCUCCAUCGUCGCUUUUGUCGGCCUCGGCGUCUUUACCCUGAUCGCCUUUCAGAUUCUCCGUCCCAACAACAAGAUCGUCUACGCUCCUAAGUAUAAGUAUGCCGAAGAAGGUAAAGCGCCACCAAAGGCGUCCGAAGGCUUCUUUGGCUGGCUUCCGCCCAUCCUCAAGUACAAGGAGCACGACCUCUUGCCCCUCAUCGGCCUCGACGGUGUCACCUUCCUCCGCUUCAUCCGCAUGAUGCGAUGGAUGCUCACCACCCUCGCCGUACUCAUGUCCGUCGUACUCAUGCCCGUCGACAUCGCCUACAACAUUCGCAACGGCGGCAGCAACCUCGUCACCAACAAGCUCAAUUACCUCAACAUGUCCAACGUCUACGGCUCCUACAUGUGGGCCCACGUCGGCAUGAGCUACGUGGGCACCAUUGUCGCGCUUUCGUUCAUCUGGUACCACUAUCGCGAGAUGGUGCGCUUACGCUGGGCCUACUUCCGAUCCGAAGAGUACCAGACUAGUUUCCACGCGCGAACCUUGAUGAUCACCGACGUCACCAAACGGUACCAGGCCGACAACGCACUCGGCGCCGUCUUGUCCGAGCUUAAGAUGCCUUACCCCACCACCGAGGUGCACAUCGGUCGUCGCGUUGGUCUGCUCCCUGACCUCAUCGAAAAGCACAACGAUCUGGUGCGCGAGCUCGAACACGUCCUUGCGAAGUACCUCAAGAACCCCAAUCAGCUGCCCUCCAAACGUCCCACCAAGACUAUCGGUGGCUUCUUGGGUAUCGGCGGUGAGAGGGUUGACGCCAUCGACUACCUCACCGCGCAGAUCAACCGUGUUGAGGCUGCCGUCUUACAUCAGCGAGAGACCAUCCAGCAAAAGCAGCCAGAGAUGUACGGCUUUGCCUCGCUUGCUGCUGUUCCUUACGCUCAUGCUGCGGCCAAGGUGCUGAAAGGCAAGAAGCCCGGUGGCAUGCGCAUCACGCUGGCCCCACCUCCCACCGGUAUCAUUUGGAAGAAUCUGACCAGGUCGCGCGCCAGCCGAGCCAAGUCGAGCUUCUUUGGCUUCUUCAUUCUCCUCGUCCUCUUCUUCCUGAACAUCUUCCCGCUGAUCAUCGUCUCGCUGCUGUCCAACAUGGCGGGUCUUACCAGCAUCUCGUGGCUCGGCUGGCUCAAGAACUGGCAGAAGAAGAGCCCCUUCACCUUUGCCGCCGUCUCGGGUUUGGGAGCUCCCACCAUCAUGGGCAUGGCUUCGUUCUUCUUCCCGCUCGCCAUGCGCAGGAUUGCCAAGUACCGCGGUGUUCAGACGCGCUAUCGUCUCGACCGUUUGCUGGUUGGCCAGUACUUUGGCUUCCUCGUCGUCUCGCAGUUUCUCUUCUUUUCACUCAUCGGUGUCGUUCUGUCCCUCGUUUCGCAGCUCGUCGUCGAGAUUAACCACAACAGCGCGCUCAAAAUCAUCGAAAAUCUCGGCCGAUCCGCCGCUUACGCAACCAAGCAGCAGUAUCUCAACCAGUCCAACUACUGGCUCACCUGGUUGCCGCUCCGAGGCUACCUUGCCGUGUUCGAUCUGGCACAGGUGAUCAAGCUCAUGCUCGUCUGGAUCCAAAAGGUCUUCUUCGGACGCACGCCACGCGAUGUGCGCGAGUACACCAAGCCGCCCGUGUUUGACUACUGGAUGUACUACGCCAACUUCCUCUUCGUAGCGGCUCUUGCCAUGAUCUACGCGCCUUUGGCUCCUCUCGUCGUCGUCUUUUCGGCCAUCGUGUUCUGGGCCAACUCGUUCAUUUACAAAUACCAGCUCAUGUAUGUGUUUGUCACCAAGCACGAGACCGGUGGCAUGCUGUGGCGACCAGUCAUCAACCGUCUGCUGGUGGGCAUCGGCUUCAUGCAGGUCAUCCUUAUUCUGGCCGUCGUGCUCGACUCGCAGAACUACUAUCAGGCGAUCGCUGCGCUGCCGCCCAUCCUCAUGUUGAUCGCUUUCAAGAUCUACUGCCGUCGCACCUUCGACAGCCGCUUCGACUGGUACAUCCCCAACGAGGCCGAGAUCGCUGCUUCCAAGAUUCAUGGUGGCGAUGCGCGCCACAACCGUUUGCAGCGCCGUUUCGGACACCCGACGCUGCACUCGAAGCUGUUUACCCCCAUGGUGCACGCCAAGGUCAAGCACCUGCUGCCCCAGGUGUACAAGGGCCGUCUCGAUACGGGCACAGCGGUGGUGGAUGGCCGAAAGGUCGAGACCGAGCAGGUGGCUGGCGGCCUCAAGAUCGCAGCCAUCGAAGAGGAUCAGCUCGAGUACGACCCUUCCAAGGACUCGGACGCACGCUCGGUCAUGUCGGGUACCACGCUCGGCGGCAUGUCGAUGGGUGGCGUUGGCGUGGGCACUCCCGGCAGCAUGGGUGGCCCGCGCGGCGACUACUUCAAAGACCAAUAUGCCAACUACAUGGCAGGCGCCAACAUGCACGGUGGCGAAGAAUUCGAAAUGUCCAACGUGGCUGCGCGCGACAGCCGCGACAACCUGCUCGAAAAGCACAACCACAGCCUGUACAACGAAUCUCUCGAUGGCACGUUGGCUGGUACGACGUACGGAGGAAAAUCGUCGCCCGAGGCCGGGAUGGGGGCGCAUGGACAGUACCAUGGCUAUUCGGCCGCUACGACACCUGGCCUCGAGUCUGGCCCUGCUCAGCAGCCCAUGUAUGCUGACCCGUACGGACAAGGCGGACAGUCGUACGCGCCACGCAUGGGUGUCAACCACAGCGCCCAGGGAAGCCAGACGAGCCUUGGCUCGUACGGCAACCUGCUGUACGGCGGCAAUGCCCCUGCUGCGGCUCCCACUGCGGGAGGAUAUGGCUCACCCGGUUCACAGGUCGCUUAUGGCAACGGCGGACGCAUGGCGUCGCCCGCGCAGGCACAGCAGAUCUCGCCUGGUACUGUGAUCGCACCAACGACGGCGCAAUACCAUGCUGGAGGCUACACGACAUCGCCGCACAACGCGCAGCAACCUCAACGAUUCAUGGGCGCGCCACCAUCUCGCCAGGCCUCAGCCGACUACCCUUACCAACCCAGCGGUGGUUACGGCCAGCCUCCAGCUCAGCAAGCGCCAGGCUAUGCUCAGCAUCAGCAAUACCAGCAGCACCAGCAACAGCAGCCAUAUGCGGGUCAGGCUCGACAAGCGCAAUCGCAGGGCCAACAGCGUGGUGGAGGAAACAUGUUCCAUCCGCCAGCGCACGGCUCGCAGCCUGGCUCUUUCUAUCAGCAAGGUGGUGGGUACGGAUAUCAGCGCUAG